AUUUAUAAAGUCUACUGAGUAAUUAUAAACACACACCUUUAUAUACUAUUCAUUAUAUGUUUUACGUUUUUCCUGUUAAUAAUAGUUUGUUACAUAAAACGACAUAAUUAAAAUAAGAAUUCAAAAUAGGAAAUUAUGAUUUUUCUUUGACUGGCAGUUUGUUACAUAAAACGACAUAAUAAAAUUAAGGUUAAUUUAUAUAACCGUCAAUAAAAAUGUAACCGUAAUUUUUAUUAAUUUACAGAUAAUGAUUUUACUAAACAUUUUAGGAGGGCAUUAAAUUUUAAUUAAUUUGACAUUUGAAGUUUAAGUAAAAUAUGUGAAAACAAAUAAUAUUUGACACAUGGGAGUAAUCAUCGUUACGGUUAAUUAAGAUAUAAUAAUUACAAACUCUUGACCAAGGCUCACACAUGAACAAUGCAUGAUUGCAAAACUGUGUAUUUAAGGCACUAAAGGAGUACACUUUAUAGUAUAUAAACUCAAGUGGGAACCAUCAGAUUCCUCGUACUUCUAAGAAUAAUGUUUUCCCCAGUUUCUGCAAACGCCGGAAACCCACCACCAAAAUGCAACAAACCGACUGUUUCGUCUCUUCCACUGCCAGAUGAUAUCUCAAUGAUUUGCUUGGCGUACGUUCCAAGAUGUGACCACCCUUCACUCUCUGAAGUCUGCAAGACUUUCAACCAAAUCAUCGCUUCCUCGGAGCUUAACCGCCUACGUUCACUCCAUAAAAGCACCGAGAACGUUCUUUACCUUGCCUUGAGAUUCAGUCGCGACCAAAAACCUAUUUGGUACACUCUCAAUCAAAAACCUUCCAAAGAAGAGUCUAACUCUUUGAACCAUAAGUUGGUUCCGUAUCCUUCUUUCCCUUGUCUGCCUUGUUGGGGGUCUAAUGUUAUUGUCAUCGGUCAAGAGAUGUACGUUUUCGGUGGAUGCAUCGACGAUGAGUUAACCACUGAUGCUUUUGCUAUUGAUUGUAUAACUCGCACGUGCCGGUCUCUUCCUAGCAUGCGUGUGGCUCGUGGCUGCGCUGCUUUUGGUGUUGUGGAUGAGAAGAUUUAUGUACUCGGAGGGUGUAACAAGAAGAAGUCGUCGAAAGAUUGGCUUGAGGUUUUCGACCUCAAGAAUCAAACUUGGGAAAGCUUUCCAGGUGUGUGCAACAAAAAUUUGCACGAGAUAACGCUCAAUAGUUUUGUGAUGAACGAGAAAAUUUAUAUAAUGGAUCGUAUAAGAAGCUUUGUGUAUGAUCCGAAGAAAAAUAAAUGGGUGAGUGAAAGCUCGUUGAACAGUGGAUGGGUAGUUGGUUCGUGCGUUAUUGACAACAUGUUGUACACUUUCGGAAUUGAGGAAGGAAUUAGCGUGUACGAUCCGAAAGCUAGGACAUGGAGAAAACUGAAAGGUGUUGAUGAGGAUCUACCUGACAUGCGUGGUAUUCAAGGAGGGUCUAGAAUGGUGAACCAUGGAGGGAAACUAGUGAUUUUGUUUAAGCGUAAUGAAAGUGGGGAAACAAAGAUUUGGUGUACAGAGAUUGCGUUGGAGAGGCGUGGACAAGGAGAGCAUUGGGGGAAGGUUUUGUGGACUAAUAUUGUAGCUACUUUUGAAAACUCCCCCACCAUUGUUCAGUGUGUAGAUGUCAUCAUAUGAUUAAUCAUGUAUGCUUUCCUAGUUGAGUAUGCUCGACUUUGUGUUGUUUAUCUCAUACCCUUUCUCUAAUGAAUUAGACUCUUUUGAUUUUC
Brassica napus (rape) is the source of this 1733-nucleotide messenger RNA. RefSeq names its product putative F-box/kelch-repeat protein At3g27910. The record is from RefSeq and is a predicted model, not a curated record. Lineage: Eukaryota; Viridiplantae; Streptophyta; Magnoliopsida; Brassicales; Brassicaceae. The transcript has 2 exons. The coding region runs from base 520 to 1641 and encodes 373 amino acids. Gene Ontology annotation, molecular function: protein binding.